Molecule: messenger RNA, 363 nt
Organism: Elephantulus edwardii (Cape elephant shrew)
Lineage: Eukaryota; Metazoa; Chordata; Mammalia; Macroscelidea; Macroscelididae
Product: transcription elongation factor B polypeptide 2-like
Exons: 2
Coding region: 1-363 (120 amino acids)
Biological process (GO): transcription elongation by RNA polymerase II
Cellular component (GO): VCB complex; elongin complex
Molecular function (GO): protein binding
Source: RefSeq, a predicted model, not a curated record
AUGGGCAUGUUUCUGAUGAUUCGGCGCCACAAAACCACCAUCUUCACUGACGCCAAGGAGUCGAGUACCGUGUAUGAGCUGAAGCGCAUCGUCGAGGGCAUCCUUAAGCGGCCACCAGACGAGCAGCGUCUGUACAAGGAUGACCAGCUCCUGGAGGAUGCCAAGACUCUGGGCGAGUAUGGCUUCACCAGUCAAACAGCAAGACCCCAGGCUCCGGCCACAGUGGGGCUGGCCUUCCGGUCAGCCAUAGAUGACACAUUUGAGGCCCUCCGCAUUGAACCAUUCUCCAGCCCGCCGGAGCUGCCAGACGUGAUGAAGCCACAGGAUUCAGGAAGCAGCGCCAAUGAACAGGCUGUACAGUGA